This is a messenger RNA of Dreissena polymorpha, 6807 nucleotides long. RefSeq names its product unconventional myosin-VI-like. Gene Ontology annotation, biological process: actin filament organization; endocytosis; vesicle transport along actin filament. The record is from RefSeq and is a predicted model, not a curated record. NCBI's taxonomy places the organism in Eukaryota, Metazoa, Mollusca, Bivalvia, Myida, Dreissenidae. Gene Ontology annotation, molecular function: ATP binding; microfilament motor activity; actin filament binding. Bases 257 to 4111 code for a protein of 1284 amino acids. Gene Ontology annotation, cellular component: cytoplasm; endocytic vesicle; myosin complex. The transcript is spliced from 30 exons.
GUCUUGGUUUCAACCGCAUGUUUUGCUUACUUUUUGAUUCAGUAUAGGACUAUUUUUCAAUUGGUGUGUAUUAGUACGCAGAUACCUGUAAUUUCAGCAGGUACAAAAAUACCGGAGCACCGGUGUCGACUAAACAAAUAAAAAGGAGAGUUUAUAGGUUUAUGAUUGUUGACCACAUCCAACUCUCCACUAGCCAUCCUGACCUCCUGGGUUACACUCCACUCUUCACAUCAGCUCUGCUCUCAGCUGCCUAGUCAUGGACGGUGGCAAGAAGGUCUGGGUUCCGCAUGCUACUGAUGGCUUCAAACUCGGACGAAUCGUUGACAUCGGCUCUGAGUUCAUCACAGUGGAACCAUUUGAUGCUCCAGGCUCAACAUUGAAGGCGUUUUACGACCGUACGUUCCCUGCCGAGGAGUAUGACACCAAGGACGUGGACGACAACUGUGGACUCAUGUACCUGAACGAGGCCACCCUGCUCAACAACCUGCGCAUGAGAUACAUGAAGAACAAGAUAUAUACGUUCACAGCUAACAUCUUGAUUGCACUGAAUCCAUACGCCAAGAUUCCACAUCUGUACAACUCGGAGACUCGUCAUGCCUACAAGGGGAAGUCACUUGGUACCAUGCCUCCACAUGUCUACUCUAUCGCUGACAAGGCGUUCCGGGACAUGAAGGUGAACAAGAUGAGCCAGUCCAUCAUCGUGUCCGGGGAGUCCGGGGCAGGCAAGACAGAGUCCACCAAGUACAUCCUCAAGUAUCUCACCGACAACUGGGGCACCAAGGCUGGACCCAUCGAGCAGAGGAUCGUGGAAUGCAAUCCAUUGUUGGAAGCCUUUGGGAAUGCAAAAACAGUCAGAAACAACAACAGCAGUCGGUUUGGAAAGUUCAUUGAAAUCCACUUUGACAACAAGAAUUUUGUGGCGGGAGGGUUCAUCUCCCACUAUCUGCUGGAGAAGUCUCGUAUCUGCGUUCAGAGCAAGGACGAGCGUAACUACCACAUCUUCUACCGCCUGUGUGCGGGGGCACCUCCCGACCUACACAAGCGUCUCCAGCUGGCAUCACCUGACCAGUUCCAUUAUCUGUCUCGUGGCUGUACGCAGUAUUUCACAUCGAAGGAAUCUGAGAAGAGUCUAACCAACGACCGCAAGAGCCAGUUGUUUCUGAAGAACGGCAGCCUCCACGACUCUGUGAUAGAUGACGUGACAGAUUUCAAGGUGUGUGAUGAUGCGAUGGCCCACCUGGGUAUGGGGGAUGACGACCGGACACUGGUGUACACCAUCGUUGCUGCAGUGCUGCACCUGGGAAAUAUACACUUUGAGGACAAUCAUGAGGAUACAAGAGGUGGCUGCAAGUUGACAGGAGUGUCUGAGAAGUCUCUUCUCAUUGCGUCUGUCUUGCUGGGGGUGGAAAAGGGUGACCUUCAGGAGUCGCUGAUCACUCGAGUCAUGCAGGCGACGCGCGGAGGGGUCAAGGGAACUGCAAUCAAACGUAUGCCAAAUAAAGAUGAUGGAGAAGUGAUCAUGGUCCCCCUGAAGUACUCCGAGGCUUCCAGUGCUCGAGAUGCCCUGGCCAAGGCCAUCUACUCGCGCCUGUUUGACUACAUCGUGCUCAGGAUCAACAAGGCCAUACCGUUUGCCUCGUCCGUCUCGUUCAUUGGACUGCUGGACAUUGCUGGCUUUGAGUAUUUCCAGGAGAACAGCUUUGAACAGUUCUGUAUCAACUACUGCAAUGAGAAACUACAGCAGUUCUUCAAUGACCGUAUCCUGAAGGAGGAGCAACAGUUGUAUGAGAAAGAGGGAUUGAAUGUGAAGAAGAUCAAAUGGACGGACAACACAGACUGCAUUGAGCUGAUUGAGAUGAAGUCCAAGGGCAUAUUUGACCUGCUGGAUGAGGAGAGCAAGCUGCCCACCUCCAAGCCUGACCACUUCACCAUGGAGGUGCAUAACAGAAACAAGGACCACUUCAGACUCAGUAUUCCCCGUAAAUCCAAGUUGAAGUCCCACAGAGAUGUUCGUGACGACGAGGGUUUCUUGAUCAAGCAUUUUGCUGGAGCCGUGUGUUAUAAUACGACCCAGUUCAUAGAGAAGAACAACGAUGCUCUGCACGCCUCACUAGAGUUCCUGUUCAGGGAGAGCAAGAACACGCUGGUCAAGCAGCUCUUUGAUGCGGUCGAGGUCUCCACCGGCAAGCUCAACUUCAUCAGUGUGGGCAGCAAGUUCAGAUCACAGCUUGUCGUGCUCAUGGAGAAACUCAAAGCGACGGGUACGAACUUUGUUCGAUGUAUCAAGCCCAACAGUAAGAUGUGUGACCAUCUUGCAGAGGGCGCCUCCAUACUGAGUCAGCUGGAAUGUGCAGGUAUGAAUGCUGUCCUGGACCUUAUGCAGCAGGGUUUCCCCUCGCGGACCCAGUUCUCUGAGCUGUACAGCAUGUACAAGGCCUACCUGCCCCCUGACCUGGCACGCCUUGACCCCAGACUCUUCUGCAAGGCCCUGUUCAAAGCUCUAGGUCUGGAUGACAACGACUUCAAGUUUGGUCUGACCAAGGUGUUCUUCCGGCCGGGCAAGUUUGCCGAGUUUGACCAGAUCAUGAAGAGUGACCCAGAGAACCUGGCCCUGCUGGUGGCCAAGGUGCGGCGCUGGCUGCUGUGUUCCCGCUGGCGCAAGGCACAGUGGUGCACGCUGUCCGUCAUCAAACUGAAGAACAAGAUCCUGUAUCGCCGUGAGCGUCUGGUCGCCAUUCAGAAGACCAUCAGAAUGUGGAAUGUCGCCAAGAAAUUCAAACCCAAGUUCGAGGCAAUCACGAAGGUACGUGCCACUCAGGACCAGUUGGUCCUCAUGAACGACAUUGUGUCCCACAUGAAGAAAGACAAGGAGAAGGCUACACAGCAGGUCAAGGAGAUGGAGGCAGCCCUCGCAGGUCUAGUGCAGAAGAUCAGGGUGACCGACAUGACACGCGAGCAGAUGAACAACGCUCACCAGGACCUCAUCAACAAGAUGAACAGUGCACUGAACGACCUGAAGAGGGAGCUGGAGCAGCAGAAGGUGAAGGAGGAGCAGGAGAGACUGAGGAAGAUCCAGGAGGAGAUGGAGAAGGAGAAGAAACGGAAGGAGGAGGAGGAGAGGAAGCGCAAACAGGAGGAGGAGGAGCGGAAACUAAAAGCUGAGAUUGAGGCUAAGAGGAAGAAGGACGAAGAAGAAAGGAAGAAACGGGAGGCAGAGGAGAAGAAACAGGAGGAGCUGUUGAAGGUUCAGCGUGAGAAGGAGCGCGCAGAGCAGGCUGAGAGGCAGGCCAUCAUCGAGCAGGAGCGGCGUGACAGAGAGAUUGCGCUACGAUUGGCCGCUGAGGAUCAGAACCAGGUGGAUGACGUCACUCUGCCUCCAUUAGUCAGUAGGGAGGCGUCGGCUGGGCAGGUGGCAGGUAAACGCAACGACAAAGACCCGUGGACAGUUGACAACACUGUCAGGUCUGAUGCUGUGAUGGCCCAACGAGCGGCCCAGGCUGGCAAGAAGUUUGACCUGUCCAAGUGGAAGUAUGCUGAGCUCCGCGACGCUAUCAACACUUCUUGUGACAUGGAGCUACUAGAUGCCUGCCGCGCAGAGUUCCACCGCCGCCUGAAGGUGUACCACUCGUGGAAGUCCAAGAACAAGAAGCAGGGCAUGAAGCAGGAUGAGCGGGCACCAGUACAGGUCCAGAAUGAAGCCGAGCAUGUGGUAGUCCCCCCUACACCCGCCGGACCGGCUAAACAGCAAGAGGAAAACGGCGUUCAGCGGUUCUUCCGUAUUCCGUUUGCCCGGCCUGCCGAUGAGUACAGGGAGGGCGCCCAGCAAAAACACGGCAUGUGGUACGCCCACUUUGACGGACAGUGGAUUGCACGCCAGAUGGAAAUCUACCCUGACAAGCCGCCCGUGCUGAUGGUUGCUGGCAAGGAUGAUCUAAAUAUGUGUGAGCUCAGUCUAGAGGAGACAGGGCUGGCCAAGAAAAAGGGCGCAGAAGUACUUGGCAAGGACUUCGAGACAGAAUGGGCCAAGAACAAUGGCGCAGAAUAUCUGAGGCAAAACGCAAACCAAAUAACAUCCAAAUUCUUACAAAAACGCAUUGGUAUAGCAAAAUAAACAUAGAUUCAUGUAGUGUUGUGAUUAGGUUUGCUUUGAUAUUCAAAAUAGUUGUUAAAUAUUAAUGUUACAACAAAACUAGAACUAGAACUAUAUGUAUAAAGAUAGACAUUUGGACCUAAGCUAAAAUAAUUGUAGCAUUUUUUGCAUUUUAUUUAAAAGGGUGAUUAUGGUUAUUGGCAACAUAGAUCAAAUUGUAUUGUUUUUAGAUUUAAAUGUUUGUUAAAGUUUCCAAAGUUUAAAUUAAUUGUAAGUGUGGUUUUGUCUAUUUCUGUUGUAAUAAGUAGGUUUAUUGUUUGCAUUUAUUUCUUUAUUGAUGGUAUAAUAUUUGUCAAAAGCUUCUGGUUUUACGUCUUUUCUGUAAGCAUUUAUGUUGCAAAAUGAUCCAAUUUACAACUUGAGACAUUCCAUUGGGAUUGAUAACUGGCUACUUACAUAUAUGAAAGCGGCCAGUUGUCAAGUUAUAUUCACUAUGGUAAAUGAUAGGGCUGCACAAAUAUUGCAAAACCCAUGUUGUAACAAUUUGAAAAACAGAAAACCUGCAUUGCGAUGUAUGGGGCAACAGGAAAUAAAUAUUGUUUUUCAAUUUAUGUGAAAAGGGAACAUUCGUAUUGCGAUAUAUGAAAAAAGGAAAACCCAUUUUGCAAUAAAUUGCAAAACGCAACAUCAAUAUUUCAUAAUAUUGUUAAAAGGAAACCCCAUAUUGCAUUACAUUUAAAACAUGAAACCCACAUUGCAAUACAUUGUAAAAAGGAAACCCCAUAUUGCAAUAUAUUGUUAAAAGGAAACCCCAUAUUGUAAUACAUUGUAAAAAGGAAACCCCAUAUUGCAAUAUAUUGUUAAAAGGACACCCCAUAUUGAAAUACAUUGUAAAAAGAAAACUCCAUAUUGCAAAACAUUAUAAUAAGGAACAAGCAUAUUGCAAAACUGAACUCAAUACAUUUGCAAUCUUGUUGCAGCCCAAGAUAAAGUUCAUUUGUAGACAUUACUGUUUUUUAUUAAUUUGCUUUGGAAAUGAGGGAAUCUUCUAAACCACUACCGGUACAUGGUUUGAAAUAUGUAUUAAAGCGAGAUUAUACGAUUUUGUCAAAUAUUUAUGAAUUUAAUUAAAAUGUUUAAGAAACUUAUUGAACAAAAAUUUCCAUGUAAAUUUUAAUAAAAGUUAAGAAGAACAUGUGUAGAAAAAUGCGAAAUAAGCCAGAUAUUUAAAUCUAAAUUCGAAAAAGACUGUACAGUCGAAUUCGCCAGCCUGUACAUCAUGCAUGUACAAUGUGAAUCUAAAUUUAGUUUAACGGUUAAUUUUAAAUUCCUGCAACGAUAUCUAUUCAUACGUCACACCAACACUAACUACAAAGACGAAUGCUUCAGUUAUUGUAGGAAAAUAUUUACGAAAUAUCUUCGUUACAAUUGGCUCGGGGCGCUAAUUUGUCUUUGCUGCAUUUUAUGAAAUUCGUCUUCAAUGUAUAAUUUUUCUUGCCUAUUAUGAGUUCUUGUAACAUAUUUUAUCAAUAUAUUACAAAUGAACACAUAUUAAAAAUCAUAUAAUCUCGCUUUAAAGAUGGUCCAAAUAUUCAUUUACAUAAAUGGGUUAUAUAUAUUUUUUUAUAUGACAUUUUCUUAGUCAACAUUAUGCCUUUAUAUGGGUUUUGUAAACACAAUUUUUGAUGUUAGUAUCUACUUGCUUUAUUUGUAAAAUUAUUUAUAAAUUUUUCAAUUUGUUUGCAAGUAUGAACAAGUCUUGAAGUGAAUAAAUGCCCCAGCUUAUGUUGAUAGUUGUACAUUUUUUCACAGGGUGGGUAGUGUUUAUCAUGUCUAUGUACUUUGCUGGACCAAAAUCAUAACAUUUUAUUAAAAAAAAAUCAUGAUUUUACAUUUUGAUUGACUUACAAACCUCCUUACAAGUUUAAAACUGUAUAACCUUUUUGUUAGAAAGAACUGAUUUUGCUGUUAUGUUGAUAAGCUAUAUACUUGUACUAGUGUGGGUUAUGUGUCCGCUAUUUUCUAGAAACUAUUUUUCCCACUGAAACUUCUACUCCACUAUAUUGCUUUGAAUUUGUAUUAAAGAUGGUCCAAAUAUUCAUUUACAUAAAUGGGUUAUAUAUAAUUAUAUAUGGCAUUUUCUUCGUCAAUAUUAUGUCUUUAUAUGGGGUUUUGUAUACACGGUUUGUGAUGUUAGUAUCUACUUACUUUUUUUUGUACACUAUUUAUUUACUUUUUAAGUUUGCAAGUAUGGUAAAGUGUUGAAGUGAAUGAAUGCCCCAGCUUAUGUUGAUAGUUGUACAUUUUUACACAGGGUUUGAUAGUGUUUAUCAUGUCUAUGUACUUUGCUGGACAAAAAUCAUUACAUUUUAUUUUAAAAAAAAUCAUGAUUUAACAUUUUGAAUGACUUAUAAACUUCCUUACAAGUUUACAACUGUAUAAAAUCUUUGGAAAGAACUGAUUUUAGAUGAAGUUAGGUAGAUUAGCUAUGUGCUUGUGCUAGUUUGGGUUAUGUGUCUGUUAUUUUCCAGAAGCCAUUUUUCCACAGAGUCUUGUUGAGGUAUACAGCCAUCCCAUAUGGAAUAAAUUAUUAAGCACCUUAUGUACAUCACCUAUGUAUUUGUAUGCUAUACAUGAUUGAGUUUUGCGUUUGUCUCAUAUGUUGUUGUGAUGUGGACCUUGUGUUUGUAUCAGAUGUUGAUUAAUUGUGAAUAGCC